Papilio machaon (common yellow swallowtail) is the source of this 5770-nucleotide messenger RNA. RefSeq lists its product as uncharacterized. Lineage: Eukaryota; Metazoa; Arthropoda; Insecta; Lepidoptera; Papilionidae. The record is from RefSeq and is a predicted model, not a curated record. Gene Ontology annotation, molecular function: protein binding. The transcript is spliced from 14 exons. The coding region runs from base 258 to 5669 and encodes 1803 amino acids.
AACGGCGUAUGAACGGUGCAGAAUGUUUUGAUUAGAAUAGUACCAUAAAAAACUCAAAAAAGCAACGAAACCCUUAAAAAAAUACGCAAUGGCCGGCGCGAUUUAUGUGGUGCUGUGCUGAGUCCUCGACAUGUGUGAUAACUCGCUUGUUUUGUGUCAAUAACAGUAUUAAUUUGUGAAUUCGUUUGUAAAAAUAUGGGAUAAUAUUUACUAGAUGUUGUUAUUAGUGUUGUACGAUAGUAGGUUACUCGCUAGAUAUGUCUGCCGAUGAUAAAGACACGACAUGCCCUACAACGAGUGAAGAAACAUCUGAUAUUGUGAAAAAUAUAAACAAUAAAAUUUCCGAAGAAAAAUGUGAGAAAACGACUAAACCGCCACGAAAAGUCUCAUUUCCGAAGGAAGAACAAUUAGUGACUAAAUAUUUCGAGCCAUUCAACCCUUGGGAAGAUGUCCCUUCGACAACGAAGGCUCAACUGGCCGCGGAGUACCUUGAGGCUUGUCGUGGUCAUGCCACUCCGCCCAUAGAUUCCGUACUGCAGCAGAUACGAGAGUUACCAGAGAACGCAAUAGGCGGCGGCGCGCGUGCACCGCGGCUCACACUGGUCGAAUGCGCGUUGCGCGGCUGUGCGCCGGUCGAUGCAUUGGAAGCGCUGCUAAGAAAGGUUCAGUUCAGAAGACUGGAGUUGGAUCAUGUGGAGAUUGAUGAUGAAGGGGCGGAGGCACUAUUUGAUAUGAUAGAAUACUACGAAAGUGCGACAGUAGUGUGCGUGAUGGGACCCCGUGAAUACGGUAUCAGAGGAUGGCAGGCUACUUCUAGAAUGAUUAAGAAGAGUGCGGAGUUAACAGAAUUGGAAGUAUCAGACAGUGGUUUAGAGGCGUCACAUGCGACUGUGUUAGCGCGCUCACUCAGACCUGCCACUUGUCCGCUGAGGUCAUUGUGUUUGCAACGGACUCAGUUGUCUGGAGAGCCUUUGUUGUGUUUAGUAAUGGCACUAAAGUCGAACAACUCAGUGCGUGAGCUCCGACUAGGAGACAAUCGUCUGAGUGCGCAGGAUGCAGCUCAGCUCGCCUCACUGCUUAGACUGAACACGCGUCUGCAGCUGUUGGAUCUCUCCAAUAAUCUCAUACAGGACGCGGGUGUGGCGCAAAUAGCGGACGCGUUAGUGAAACAGUCAUCUUAUACACCACCGUCUGCCGCCACUUCACCACUCUCGCCACAUCAUUGUCCGAUUAGCGGAUACGAAUCCCGAGGUCUUGCGUUCCUGGUGUUGUGGAAUAACCAGCUGACGAGGAACUGCGCGGUUCACCUCGCCAGGAUGUUGAGAUCAUCAUCAUCUCUGUGCGUACUGAAUGUGGGUCGUAACGCACUCGGAUGUGAAGCUGUCCGUGUGCUGUCUGAGGGCGGGCUUGGAGCGCUGCUCUCACUAGGUCUGCAGGCGGCACGACUCGGUCCAGACGCGGCGAGACCGGUCGCUGCGUUACUAGCUGCUGGACAGUUACAGAGGCUGGAUUUACGUGACAAUAAACUGGGCAGUAGCGGUCUUCAAGUUAUAUUGAAUGCUCUGCAGGAAAAUACAACCAUCACACAGAUUGACCUCGAUGAUCCACCGGAGAGCAGCGUUUCCCGUUGCGAGGAGGCGGCGCUAGUGUCGAGUUUGACGCGCGACAUCCGCGCCGCCUGUCGGAGGAACGCGCCCGCUGCGGAACGUCUCCAUCGCAAGAUCAGUCUGACAUGUCACACUGCAUGCUUUGUCAGGAGUGGAGGUGUUGAGGAGGAACGUCGUGCAAGUGGGCGACUUCGCUCUCCCGCGCCUUCACCUGCGCCUUCGCCCGCAGGCAGCCCUGUACCUAACGCCAUCUCUAGAUUUUCUGUGACAAGAGUGACGCCUGACAGGGAUUCAUCAGACAGUUCCACCCCUUCAACCCCCACACGACCUACAUACUGUCCUACAUCAUCUAGAUUUAAAGUUGUACAGGUUGUGGAACCGCCACAGAUUCAAAUACAUCCCGCGAGUCAAACUAGAGGUGUGUCAAGAUUCUCUGUCACCAGAAACUAUGACAGUUCAUACAAUCCAACCCCCUCCCCCAGUUCCACAGCCUCCCCCAGCCCUGAACCCUCAACAGCAACACCCAGCCCAGAACCACACAGACAAGAACCUCAUACCCUCAUGAAGACCAGCUCUGAACCAGCUAUAUUUAAAAGAGACGCUGAUAUACCUACUAGAAAAGUUAUUCCAGCUAAAUUCUCUAUGGAACCACUAGUAGUAGGACGACUAACUGCUCUAGUAAAUAAAACUGAAUCACAAUGGGCUGAUGAACAAAAAGAUUUAAAUAAAAAUGAGGAAAAUAAAGUUCCAGAUAUAGAAAUAAAUAAGAAUGAAAAAGAAACUUCAAAUGAAAAUAAACUACCGUUACCUGAUAAUGUAGAAAUUAGUGAUAAUGAAUUUAGGAAAAUUGAAUUGAAAGAUUCUAAAACAGAAUCUGUUAAACCCACCAUUGAACCGUCUAAGACGGAAGAUCUCAGAGAAACAACAGUCAUAUCUCUCAAUUUUAAAACAAAUACUUCGAAUACUGAAAUAAUUAAAGAUGAUAAAGAUUUAGUUAAAGAUAUUAAAGAAGUUAUUAAUAUAGUUGAUGUUAAAGAUUUUAGUUUAAAUAAAGUUUCGACUGAUAAUAGUGAUAGUAAAGAAGUACAAUCUGCAAUCGCCAGUAAGGAAGUGAGAGACAGUGAUAGAAAUAUUAGUGAUAGUGUUAAAGUGGUUAAUGAAUUUGAAAAUAUAUCUCAUAGUGAGCCAGUUAAAGUAAGGGAUGGUUUAGUGUCGAAUACAGAGACGGAACAAGUUGAAAAUAUAGAAGCGAGUGAGAAGGAAACAGUUGAUGUAGAAGUUGAAUUCACAGUUAGAUGUGAAACAAUACAGAGUAAUGUAAAUAUAGAUAAUACAGCCAAAGUACAUUCUGACCAAAAUUUAAAGGAAAAUGUUGAUAAAGAUGCUGGAGAAAAUGGCGAUGUCGCGAUCAAACAUAUAGAAGAGAUAACAGAAGAUCUAGGAAAUAUAAUACAAGAAAUGCAAGUUAUGACUACUAGAAAUGUGAAAGUAAAAAGCGACAGCACACAGACAGACGUUUUAGAUAUAGAUACAAACGAUGUACCUGUUAAAGUACGAGAUGUAGUUUUAAAGAAGAAUAAAAGCGAAUCGAGUCUAGAUAGUCCAGAUCUAGAAGUAUCUAGACUUAUGAACAAGCGUUUAGCCGGUAGCGCUUUCUGUGAUAGCAGCUCUUCUUUAGAAAUAUCCGGCAGCUCCAUGGAAAGUCUGAACGCAAUGGACAAUCAGUCACAAAUAAAUCGACCUAUAAUUAUACAAGAAACUGUCGAAUGUGAAACUGAAUUAGACAGAAGAAAUGUAGGAACAUUAUCAACAGAAAGCAGUUUAGAAUCGAAUGAUAAUACCCCAGUUAAUAGUGGGUUUUUGAACACAUCUGUUAGUUCCAACGAAAGUGUAUCACCUAUUAUUUUCGGUGGUAAAAAGAUACACGGAUCUUUAUCCAGUUUGGAAGCUAGCAUGAGUUCAUUAGAAUCUGCUAAACAGGACCGAGUUAUGGUCACAUCAGCAGAUUCAGGUAUAGAGUAUUCAAUGCAAAAUCCAUCAGAAAAUAAAGAGGAUGCAUCAUCUAAUGAAGGGACACUAACACACAAUUCCAGUUUGAAAGAAACCGUCAGAAAACCUGAAAUGUUCCAAGUGCACGAAACUCUGACAUCACCGAAACGAACUUCAAGUCUUCUUGAUGUGCCGGCGUUGAAGAGUAAAGGAUUGGAUCGUAUGAGGAAGAUAUCCUGGGUCGCGCCUUCCUCCAGCUUCCAUAUACCUAGACCUGAGCCGGAGAAAAUUGAAAUCAAACUACCUUCUCAUCUGGAGAAGUUGUUAAGUCUCUUUCAGCAUCCGAGCAGUCUUUUCUCUAGAAGUAGUUCUUCUCAUAGUGAUGAUGAAAAGAAAUCCGCAUCUAACACUCCGCCUAGAAAAGACUCCUCUUUAACCAGUUCUUUUUGGUCCUGGGGAAGUGCUACUGAGAAGAACGAUAGAGAUGAUAAUGAUAGUCUUUCCGAAGCGACAGAUUCGACUCUAUCAGAAAGAGUUCAAGUUUCUUUCGUUGAUGAAUCCUUUUCAAAGAAGCUCGAUAGUAAAACACCUUCAACGGAUACUGAAAAUACUUUAAGUGAAUUCCAGUCGUAUCCGAAUCAAGGUGAAACUAGUGUAGUUGAUAGAGUUACCUAUAUAUCCACCGAUGAAAAUUUAGUACAAACAAAUCUAGAUUUAAGCGUAAAAAAUCCAAACUCCAACGGCAAUAAGCCUGGAUUAAGUGAUAAUACAGAUCUCAUGACGAGCGAUCUAAACGAAAAUGUAGAUACGAAAAAAGAAAAUAACGAAAAUGAAAUUAAAAAUGACAAAGAAUCAAAAGAGAUUCUGAACGUUAAAUUGGAUGAUCCAAAACUAGAUAUUAUCCGACCAAGAUCUUUCGCGGCCGUUCUAAAAGCAUCUGGAUCUGAAAACUCGAUGGAAAAACAACUCAGUCCAGAUUGCGGACCAUCAGUUGAUAAAUUACCUAGUAAAAUCAUAAGAGGCAUUAAAGAAAAUAUCAGCCCGGAAAAUACUUUAACAUCCAGUACGACAAAUACUAAAGCUUUGGCUAUAGAAUUAACUGAAAAACAGAAAAAAAUUACACUAUGGGAAACGAAUAAAGAAUUAGACAAAAUCAAGACUGAUUUAGCACCAAUUGCUACUGUCGAAGACUUGGGUGAUGACGUCACAGAGAAUGUUCAACUAGCGUACAUCGAUGAUGACAGAUUAGAUGACAAUAGUACAGAAAUGACACAAACAGAUUACCAAACAAAAACAACAGACAUGGAAAUUGUAGACGUUGGUAAAGAUGCAUUAUCAUAUUUAAUAUAUGAAAAUCAAGAUUACGAACAUACGGACAAAAUUGCAGAUGUAAAACAGAGUUCAUUAGCUCAAGAACUUAUAGAUGCUGAAGAUAAAGAAAAAUUACUAGAUUUAUCACCAGAAUUAGUUAUAGAUGAAGCAGUAGAAGUACCGGUGGUUAUGGCUAAAGAAAUAAUAGCAUUAAAAAGUUCACCUGUUAUACCUGAAAGAGCUAAAAUGAAAAAAUCUAAUUCCUUAGAAGAUCUAUCCCAAAGAUUGGCACAGAUAGAUAAAGAUGUACCUAAAGCGAAGGCAAUAGCAUUCAAAGUACCAGAAACUAAACCAAGAGAUAUACCAGAAAGACGAUUAAAAUUCCGAACCAGAACCGGUUCAAGUCCUAAAUCUUUACCAGAAUGUUUAAACAAACCUUGUCCGUUGACUAAAAUGGAUUCAGGUGUUGUUAAAAAAAGGAAAAAGACUUCGUGUUUAGGUAAAAUGGCUAGAGAUUCUUUACUAGCGUUGAAUAUGUCUGAAGAAGAAACUGCAGAAUUUAGAUCUUGUAAAUUGACAUCUGUUGAAAGUUUAAAAUCUUUAGAGUCGGUUUCUGAGGACGCAUCCCAAAGUGGGACAUCCAUAGAUUCUAGAUGUAAGUCUUGUCUGAGAACAUCACAGGAAAGUCUAAUGUCUUUGGAUUCUAUAAAUGAAGAUUGUCGUUGUUUUGAUAAUGUAAAAAAAGAACAAUCAAAUAGAUAAAAGAUAAAAAAAAAAAUAUUACGGUGACAAAAAUUGAAUGGCGAUUUUAUCGCUUAAUCGACUCAAAUUGCAUGUGAUUGCAAAUAAGUCGUAUUAUCCCA